AUGGAGAGAGCUCAAAGCAUAGACACGGCUAAGGAGAAAGGACCCAAGCCCAUGGAGCUUUCCUGGAGACUCAUGUGCGUGUCUGUGGCUUCCAGCACCAUGUCCAUACAAUACGGUUACAAUAUGUGGAUAGUUUAUUCUCCCACUGUGCUCAUGCAAGACUUUUAUAACAUUACAAUUUCUGAAUUCAUGACGGACUCAAGUUCUCAGAUAUUCCUCACGGCUGUCACCAUUGCUUUAUUCCCACUCGGGGGCAUAUUCGGAGCCGUUGCAGCUGGCCACAUCUUGGAUAGGUUGGGAAGGAAAAAUUCUUUGAUGAUAAGUAAUCUUUUGUCUGUUGUCUCUGCCAUCCUCAUGGGGUGUUCCAAUUUGAUACAUGCCUAUGAAUACAUCAUGUUUACACGCUUGUUUCUUGGAAUAUGCACCGCCAUACUCUGCAGUGUUGUCCCUAUAUACCUCAGUGAAAUCUCCCCGAACAGCCUGAAAGGAAGUGUUAUGAUGAUAUCCCAGCUCUUUGUCACAGCUGGUGUCCUUUUGGCACAGAUAUUGGCACUUCGCGAGAUCCUGGGGACAAAAGAAGGUUGGCCAAUGCUGAUGGGUCUCAUUGGGAUCAUACCAGGAACACAGGUGUUCCUAGUGCCUUUCUACCCAGAAAGUCCUAGGUACCUACUGAUUCAGAAGAGGGAUGAAGACAAAGCAAAAAAAGUCUUGCAGAGACUGAGAGGAACGAAAGAUGUAAACUCUGAGAUCGAGCAGCUCCGUCAAGAAGACAUCUUCGAAAAGUCAGAAAAGCAGACGAAUUCACUCAAAGUGCUCUGGAGCCAAAACCUACGAUGGCAAGUCAUCACAAUCAUUGUCUUGAUGUGUGGCCAGCAGCUCAUUGGUGCCAGUGCGGCAUACUACUAUACCGAAAGGAUCUACAUGUCUACCAAUGUGGGGAUUAACAAUGUCCGAUACAUUAGUAUAGCCACAACAGUUCUUCUUGGCCUCUCUAGCACAACAGCGAUGUUUCUCAUUGAUAUUGCAGGGCGGAGGGUUCUGCUUCUGGUCGGCUUUGGGAUCUGCACAAUCACCUCUGCUGUAUUAGCCAUGAGUCUUCACCUGCAGACAAGUUUCCCAGUGAUGACCUACAUCAGCACAGUUGCUGUUGAUACAUACUUCGUUGGAUACACCUUAGGGCCAAGUCCAGUCCCAUCUGUGGUCACAGUAGAGCUAUUCUUCCAAUCCUCGCGGUCCUCAGCUUAUGCGAUUGCGGAAUUUGUGCACUGGUUGCUGAGCUUCAUUAUGGGAGUAUCCUUCCUCCAUGUAGAGACACGGCUUGGUGCCUACAGCUUCCUAAUCUUCUCUUCAAUCUCAGCAGCCACCUUUGUUUAUAUCUUCAAAUUUCUGCCAGAAACCAAGAAAAUGACCCUUCUGGAUAUUCGGAAAGCCAUGGCAGUCAAGACAGGCAGGAGGAUUCAGGUCAAGGGUCAGAUGGGAAAAUAG
Varanus komodoensis (Komodo dragon) is the source of this 1485-nucleotide messenger RNA. Its product is annotated as solute carrier family 2, facilitated glucose transporter member 5-like. Lineage: Eukaryota; Metazoa; Chordata; Lepidosauria; Squamata; Varanidae. The transcript is spliced from 12 exons. The coding region runs from base 1 to 1485 and encodes 494 amino acids. Gene Ontology annotation, biological process: monosaccharide transmembrane transport. Gene Ontology annotation, molecular function: hexose transmembrane transporter activity. The record is from RefSeq and is a predicted model, not a curated record. Gene Ontology annotation, cellular component: membrane.